CCAGCCUCGUAACGUGAAUCACAUGUCGUUUUGUAGGGGGCGGGAUUUCUGUGCAGAUUGGUGGAGGGAGUCUGUCUUUGCAGAGCGAGAGAGGUAGGGAGACGAACGAGAGUGAGGGGGUUUCAGGGCACCAUUCGAGAGCGGACAGGUCUCUGAGGGCUUUGUUCUCUGGAUCUGUGACUCGCUGCUGGAUAGGCAUGAGCAACUAGGCAUGCGGCGCUCCAAGGGAAAUGGCUUCUGAACUGCCCACGUCUCGGUGCCCGCUGCAUGGCCUCCUCCUGUGAACAGGGACUGCACAAACAUUUAUGGGAUCUACUUACCUCCCCUCACUAAGGAUUUAAAACUCCCCUCCCUUUUUUUCCCCUUGGCCCCCCUCCCCCAUUUUUUUAAUUUUCCUGUCCCUGCCCCUUCUUGUCCAGUCCUUUUGAUCUCUGUACUGUCCCACGCGGAAGAAGGACACGGGGACGACUUUUCCCAGCCACGUACGCUUGAAGCGGGGCGGCCAGCCUAGGAAGGCCUGAUGGCGAACAACUCGUACAGUGGGGUGAAGAGCCCCCGAGCGCAGGCUAACCACGAUGGUGGGGACUUUGGAGUCACGCUCAAGGACCUGCGCUCGCUCAUGGAACUGCGGGGGACUGAGGGUCUUACCAAAAUCCAGGAAAACUACGGCGACGUUAACGGACUCUGCACCAGAUUGAAAUCAUCACCUAUAGAGGGUUUAAGUGGGCAGCCUGCAGACGUUGAGAAAAGACAAACAACGUUUGGACAGAACUAUAUACCUCCAAAGAAGGCAAAAACAUUUUUGCAAUUAGUUUGGGAAGCAUUACAAGAUGUGACGUUGAUUAUCUUAGAAGUGGCAGCCAUAGUUUCAUUAGGCCUUUCAUUUUAUAGACCUCCUGAGGCCGAACAUGUAGACUGCGGUAGAGCAGCCGGUGGCGUGGAGGAUGAAGGCGAGGCAGAAGCUGGUUGGAUUGAGGGUGCUGCCAUUCUGCUGUCGGUGGUCUGCGUGGUGCUAGUGACUGCCUUCAAUGACUGGAGCAAAGAGAAGCAGUUCCGUGGCCUCCAGAGCCGCAUUGAACAAGAACAGAAGUUCACCGUGGUACGGGGUGGACAGGUCAUCCAGAUCCCAGUGGCCGAUAUAGUGGUCGGGGAUAUAGCACAAAUCAAAUAUGGUGACCUUCUCCCUGCUGAUGGCGUCCUCAUCCAAGGGAAUGAUCUGAAGAUCGACGAGAGCUCGCUGACGGGCGAGUCCGACCACGUGAAGAAGACACAAGAGAAAGACCCCAUGCUGCUGUCAGGAACCCAUGUCAUGGAGGGCUCUGGGAAAAUGCUGGUCACUGCCGUGGGAGUCAACUCCCAAACUGGAAUAAUCUUCACUUUACUGGGUGCUUCAGAAGACGACGACGAUGAAGAAGAGGAGAAGAAGAAGAAAGAGGAGAAGAAGAAGGACAAGAAAAACAAAAAGCAGGAUGGCUCGGUUGAAAACCGAAAGAAAGCCAAAGCCCAGGAUGGAGCAGCCAUGGAAAUGCAGCCACUCAACAGUGAUGAAGGAGCUGAUGCUGAGGAGAAGAAGAAAAGCAAUCUGCCAAAGAAGGAGAAAUCUGUUCUCCAGGGGAAGUUGACCAAACUAGCUGUCCAGAUCGGCAAAGCUGGCCUUUUGAUGUCGGCCAUCACAGUUGUCAUCCUGGUGGUUCUCUUCGCCAUCGACACGUUCUGGGUGCAGGGCUUGCCGUGGGUUAAGGAGUGCACUCCCAUCUACAUCCAGUUCUUCGUCAAGUUCUUCAUCAUUGGCGUCACCGUGCUGGUAGUGGCUGUUCCUGAAGGCCUACCCCUGGCAGUCACCAUCUCGCUGGCUUACUCAGUUAAAAAAAUGAUGAAGGACAACAACUUGGUCCGGCACCUCGACGCCUGUGAAACCAUGGGCAACGCCACUGCCAUCUGCUCCGACAAGACAGGUACGCUGACUAUGAACAGGAUGACUGUGGUGCAGGCGUACCUGGCUGAUAAACACCACAGCAGGAUACCCGUGGCGGAUACCAUCCCAGCGACCAUCUUGGACCUGCUCAUUGUGGGCAUCAGUGUCAACUCUGCCUACACUACCAAAAUCAUGCCACCGGAGAAAGAGGGUGGCCUGCCUCGUCAGGUGGGCAACAAAACAGAAUGUUCCUUGCUGGGCUUUGUGUUGGACUUGAAAAAGGACUACCAAGCAAUACGGAACGAGAUCCCUGAGGAGAAACUCUACAAAGUCUACACCUUCAACUCUGUCAGAAAAUCCAUGAGCACCGUGCUGAAGAAUGCUGACGGAAGCUUCCGGAUGUUCAGCAAAGGCGCCUCAGAGAUUCUCCUCAAGAAGUGUUGUAAGAUCCUGACCGCCUCGGGUGAGGCACGGGUGUUCCGGCCUAGGGACCGGGAUGACAUGGUCAAGAAGGUGAUUGAGCCUAUGGCCUCAGAGGGCCUUAGGACCAUCUGUAUGGCCUACCGCGAUUUCCCCGCCACAGACGGAGAGCCGGACUGGGACAAUGAAACAGACAUCCUCACCAGCCUCACCUGCAUCUGCGUAGUGGGCAUCGAGGACCCGGUCAGGCCAGAGGUCCCUGAUGCUAUAAGGAAGUGCCAGCGUGCCGGAAUCACCGUGCGUAUGGUCACAGGGGACAACAUCAACACAGCCCGCGCCAUAGCAACCAAGUGUGGUAUCCUGCAGCCAGGCGACGACUUCAUCUGCUUAGAGGGAAAAGAGUUCAACCGCCGCAUCCGAAAUGAGAAGGGAGAGAUUGAACAAGAACGCAUUGAUAAGAUCUGGCCCAAGUUACGAGUGCUGGCCCGGUCCUCCCCCACAGAUAAGCACACGCUAGUGAAAGGUAUAAUCGACAGCACCGUCACAGAGCAAAGACAAGUAGUGGCGGUGACGGGAGAUGGCACCAACGACGGCCCCGCCUUGAAGAAAGCCGACGUCGGGUUUGCUAUGGGCAUCGCUGGCACAGACGUGGCCAAAGAAGCGUCGGACAUCAUCCUGACAGAUGACAACUUCAGCAGCAUCGUGAGGGCGGUGAUGUGGGGGCGUAAUGUCUAUGACAGCAUCUCCAAGUUCCUGCAGUUCCAGCUCACCGUCAAUGUGGUAGCUGUGAUCGUGGCCUUCACUGGAGCCUGCAUCACACAGGACUCUCCCCUGAAAGCGGUACAGAUGCUGUGGGUGAACCUGAUCAUGGAUACCUUCGCCUCCCUGGCGCUAGCCACCGAGCCCCCCACCGAGUCCCUCUUACUCAGGAAGCCUUAUGGACGCAACAAGCCUCUUAUCUCGAAGACCAUGAUGAAGAACAUAUUUGGCCAUGCCGUUUACCAGCUCACCAUCAUCUUCUCACUGCUCUUUGUUGGUGAGAAGAUAUUUGACAUCGACAGCGGCAGAAACGCCCCUCUCCAUGCCGGACCCUCCGAACACUAUACCAUCGUCUUUAACACCUUCGUCAUGAUGCAGCUCUUCAACGAGAUCAACGCCCGUAAGAUCCAUGGCGAGAGGAACGUGUUUGAUGGGAUCUUCAACAACCUCAUCUUCUGCAGCAUAGUCUUUGGCACCUUCCUCAUCCAGAUUGUCAUUGUGCAAUUUGGAGGGAAGCCCUUUAGCUGUGUUGGUCUCACUAUUGACCAAUGGCUCUGGUGCGUCUUCCUUGGCUUUGGCUGUCUCCUCUGGGGUCAGGUCAUCUCUUCAGUUCCCACGAGCUGGCUGAAGUUCCUGAGGCCGGCGGGCCACGGCACGCAGAAGGAUGAGAUCCCUGCCGAGGAACUGGAAGACAUGGAGGAAAUGGAGGAGAUCGACCACGCGGAGCGUGAGCUGCGCCGUGGCCAGAUCCUCUGGUUCCGUGGCCUCAACCGCAUUCAGACCCAGAUGGAUGUAGUCAAUGCGUUCCAGAGUGGCACUUCCUUUCAGGGGGCCCUCAGGCGCCAGCCCUCCAGCACCAGCCAACAGCACGAUAUCCGAGUGGUGAAUGCAUUCCGUAGCUCCCUAUGUCCUUAUGAUGGGCUGGAGAAGCCCGAGUCGCGUACCUCCAUCCACAACUUCAUGACACACCCAGAGUUCCGUAUCGAAGACUCCGAGCCGCACAUCCCCCUCAUCGACGACACGGACGCCGAGGAUGACGCCCCCACAAAGCGCAACAACAACAACGCCAGCGGCACCACUGCCUCACCCAGCCCCUCGCCGACCCCCACCCCGACCCCAACACCCCUGGCCACCACCCCACCUCCGCCCUCGCCCAACCAGAACAAUAACGCCGUGGAAAGCGGCCUGCACUUUUUCCUGGACGCCAACAGCGGCAAGCCCCGGGCCUCGCCGUCGGCCCCCGCCAGCCCUCUGCACAGCCUGGAGACCUCCCUCUGAUCCAGCGCCUCGCUCCCGAUCCCACCCACACUGCCCUCUCCACCAACAUGCCCCGAGAGGCAGGACUAACUGAGGCGGGUGGAAAGGAAGGCUUGACGGAUGGAGGAAAGGGGAGGCAGAGAGAGGGAGAGGGCGAGAGAGAGAGAGAGAGAGAGAGGUCAAAGUGGAAGGAGCCCCUGGCGGAGCAUCCUACUUGGAAAGCUCAGCCCAUGCUGGAUAGAAACCUAAGCACGCAUUUAGCCGAAUGUAGGGCCUCUUGUUUGGAUCUUUUUUUUUUUUUUUUUCUUUCUUAUUUUUAUUUUGGUAGUCAUUCUUAACACCUCUUCAAGAAUUUAAGGGUCUAAACUCUCUGGCUCGCUCUCUCAUUCUAUCUGCCUCCACUCCCCUCUCCUCAAUAAAUCUGUUUUAACUGCUA
This is a messenger RNA of Alosa sapidissima (American shad), 4787 nucleotides long. It is a transcript of the gene atp2b1a, whose product is annotated as ATPase plasma membrane Ca2+ transporting 1a. Gene Ontology annotation, molecular function: P-type calcium transporter activity; ATP binding; PDZ domain binding. The transcript is spliced from 22 exons. Gene Ontology annotation, cellular component: intracellular membrane-bounded organelle; membrane. Gene Ontology annotation, biological process: regulation of cytosolic calcium ion concentration; calcium ion transmembrane transport. The coding region runs from base 521 to 4372 and encodes 1283 amino acids. The record is from RefSeq and is a predicted model, not a curated record. Lineage: Eukaryota; Metazoa; Chordata; Actinopteri; Clupeiformes; Clupeidae.